GCUGUGGUUCGGAUACCAGUUUUAAUAUCAAAGAUGGCGGGUAACGUGUCGUCUCCUGAAAACCCCACAGUUUUCUUCGAUGUUUCUGUCGGAGGACAGGACAUUGGAAGGAUGAAGAUGGAACUUUUUGCCCACGUUGUUCCUAAAACUGCUGAGAAUUUUAGGCAGUUUUGCACAGGAGAGUACAGAGAUGAGAAGUCAACUCCGAUAGGAUAUAAAGGAGCUCUUUUUCAUCGUGUCAUUAAAGAUUUCAUGAUCCAAGGCGGUGAUUUUAUCAAGGGCGAUGGUACGGGAUCAGCAUGCAUAUACAAUGGUUCCUGUUUUCCAGAUGAAAAUUUUAAGUUAAAACAUGACUCCCCAGGCCUUCUAUCUAUGGCAAACUCAGGGCCGAGCACAAAUGGAUGCCAGUUCUUCAUCACAUGUGCCAAGUGUGAUUUCUUAGAUGGAAAACAUGUUGUGUUUGGGAAAGUUACGGAUGGACUUCUUGUAUUGAGGAAGAUUGAGAGUGUACCGACAGGACCAAACAACAAACCCAAGCUACCUGUUGUAAUAUCACAGUGUGGAGAAAUGUGAACAUUAAACUAACUCAGUGGUGUAACAAUUACAUUGCCAUGACGGACGGACAAGAUGUAUUGUCAGUGAUGGACUAUAGAGGGCACUGUUUAACGCUAUCGGCAAUGUUUGACCGCCCGUGCCAUGAACGUUUCCUCAAAAUGACGCUCCUUCAUGAGGCUGGUUCAUACUGAGGCUGAAAAGGAAAUAGGCUGGCCCCAUUCUUGAUAACAAAUUAGGUUCUAUGAUAGUACCUACGUAGCCGGGAAACCAAACAAUGGUGGCACAAUGUGAUCUUGCUUCCAAUGGGACGGAGACUUUUAGACAGUCCGCUUUCACAGUAUUGCACAUGCUCAUACCUACGCGCAGUACUGAGCAUGUGCGCGCACACUCAGAGCCGCAAAAGUCUCCUACUUCUUGAGUUUCUUUAUUUUGUCAGAUUUCUUCUAGAGUGUGCCCUGUGUUAAGUUCUCAACCAAUAUUUCCAUCCACACUGUACAUGUAUUUAAAUCUGCCCAAUGGUGACGGUUUUUUUUCGAUUUUUGUUUUUUCCACAAACCCAUACUAAAAUAAGAAAAAAGAAAAAAAUACUGCAUUUAAAUUUUCUUAAAAAUGCAACCCUGAGGCCCUAUUGCUUCUACAAAUAAACCAUCUCUGUGGAGACUGCUUUAUCUAUUUUAUUACACAUACCAAAUAACAAUCAGUGCCAAUAACAGGGAAGAAAUGUUCAGUUUUAGAUGUGGGAGAAACAUCUCAAUGGGGAAUCCACUCGCAAUCGGGUAGGGACUGAAAACCCAAAUCACAUAUUAUAGACCUUUCUUUUGUUGUAACAAACCCCCUUGGUUGGCAUGGACAGCCAAAUGUUUGUAAAACACUCAAUUGUAUUAAAAUAUGUUUUAAACCAAAUUUAAGAUUUCUGCAUAAGUUGUUUUGUUUUCAACAAAAUCAACACAAUGUUUGAAUAUUUUUGUAACAUUGUUACUAACAGUAGCGAUCUGUUUUUUUUUUUGCAAUUAUGGCUUUCCAUACUUUUCCCAACUUGGGUUGGCAAAAACUUGGUUUGUGAAGCUGCAAAAGAAAUGUCUAUAUGUACGACCUCCCGUCCAAGGUGAGAUUCAAACUGGGGUCGAAAGGCAAGCAAGGAAACCACUAAGCCAACCUGAUGAAACUAAUGUUUUUUUAACUGGGAUAUGUUUUGUACAUUAUUUUGUAAUAAAUCAGUUCAGUUUUUUGCUCAAACAUGGUGUUUCUGUAUUAUUAUGUAAUUAGUUUUUAAGUGCUACUAUAACCUUCCUUUUUUUUUUCAGUUAAAGACAGUGGACACUAUUAGUAAUUGUCAAAGACUAGUCUUCACAG
Messenger RNA from Asterias rubens (European starfish), 1908 nucleotides. RefSeq names its product peptidyl-prolyl cis-trans isomerase H-like. The transcript is spliced from 6 exons. The record is from RefSeq and is a predicted model, not a curated record. Lineage: Eukaryota; Metazoa; Echinodermata; Asteroidea; Forcipulatida; Asteriidae. Bases 34 to 573 code for a protein of 179 amino acids. Gene Ontology annotation, biological process: protein peptidyl-prolyl isomerization; protein folding. Gene Ontology annotation, molecular function: peptidyl-prolyl cis-trans isomerase activity. Gene Ontology annotation, cellular component: intracellular membrane-bounded organelle.